AUGCUUAUUAUUCUUCCGAUUAAUAAUAAUAUUCCAACAGGCAGAGCCCACAGAACAAAAGGCAAUAAUAAAGUCUUUGUCUUUCUCUCUUUCCUUCAAUAACACAAAUGGUGAAAGCCAGACAGUGUUCUCGGCUGUGGCCUCGCAAAUCAUGGUGGCGGGUUUCGUCUCCGGCCACGCUCACUCUGCUGCUGCUGACUUGCUCCUUCCUCACUCUCAUUCUUCUAGCUCUCCACAUUCUCUCCACUCCCCAUGCCAAUGCCAACUCCUCCGUUUCUCGCAACACUCACAUCGAAGCUGAAGAAGACGACCAGGUAGCGUUGCGGAUGGAAGUAAUAUCCUGGCAGCCCAGAGCUUUUCUCUAUCAUAACUUUCUGACCAAGGAGGAAUGUGAAUAUCUAAUUAAUAUUGCCACACCACACAUGCAAAAAUCAACAGUUGCUGAUAAUCAAUCUGGACAGAGUGUAGUCCACGACGUACGGAAAAGCACUGGUGCUUUUCUGGACAGAGGACAAGAUGAAAUUGUGAGGAAUAUUGAGAAGAGAAUAGCUGAUGUUACUUUUAUACCCAUAGAGAAUGGUGAACCAAUUUAUGUUAUCCAUUAUGAAGUUGGACAAUAUUAUGAUCCUCAUUAUGACUACUUUAUUGACGAUUUUAACAUUGAGAACGGGGGUCAGCGGAUAGCAACAAUGUUGAUGUACCUUUCAAAUGUUGAAGAAGGGGGUGAGACAAUGUUCCCACGUGCCAAAGCAAAUUUUAGCUCUGUGCCUUGGUGGAAUGAGCUUUCUAAUUGUGGAAAAAUGGGACUUUCAAUUAAGCCAAAGAUGGGUGAUGCUUUACUUUUCUGGAGCAUGAAGCCUAAUGCAACUUUAGAUGCAUUGACUUUGCAUAGUGCUUGUCCGGUGAUUAAGGGUAAUAAGUGGUCAUGUACCAAAUGGAUGCAUCCCACUGAAUUCAAAAUGGUUUAAAUAGGGAUUACUAUAGGAGUUUAUCUCCCAUUUCUUGUUUUUACCGUAUAUUAACAUAAAUAUAACUUUACAGUUAAGGUUAGACAACAAUGUUUAUUUUACAAUGUUAAGUUUUACGUUAUUGUUAAUUGAGACUAUUGUAAAUGGGAAAAAUAUCUUAAGGGUUUUUUUUUCCAUGUA
Molecule: messenger RNA, 1148 nt
Organism: Glycine soja
Lineage: Eukaryota; Viridiplantae; Streptophyta; Magnoliopsida; Fabales; Fabaceae
Product: probable prolyl 4-hydroxylase 10
Exons: 7
Coding region: 108-968 (286 amino acids)
Biological process (GO): peptidyl-proline hydroxylation to 4-hydroxy-L-proline
Cellular component (GO): endoplasmic reticulum
Molecular function (GO): procollagen-proline 4-dioxygenase activity; iron ion binding; L-ascorbic acid binding
Source: RefSeq, a predicted model, not a curated record